Molecule: messenger RNA, 2849 nt
Organism: Xenia sp. Carnegie-2017
Lineage: Eukaryota; Metazoa; Cnidaria; Anthozoa; Malacalcyonacea; Xeniidae
Product: nucleolar protein 11-like
Exons: 22
Coding region: 736-2742 (668 amino acids)
Biological process (GO): maturation of SSU-rRNA
Cellular component (GO): nucleus; nucleolus
Molecular function (GO): RNA binding
Source: RefSeq, a predicted model, not a curated record
AAAUUAUAUAAAGAUUGAACAUUAUCACUUAAUUAGCUGAUGACAUCACACAUAGCUAGCUGAUGACACUAUAUAACUAACUGAUGAAACGUCACAUAACUAUAUGACAUCACAUAGUAAGCUGAUGACAUAUAACUAGCUGAUGAAACGUCACAUAGCUAGAUGACAUCACAUAGUAAGCUGAUGACAUAUAAGUAGCUGAUGAAACGUCAUAUAACUAGAUGACAUCACAUAGUAAGCUGAUGACAUAUAACUAGCUGAUGAAACGUCACAUAGCUAGAUGACAUCACAUAGUAAGCUGAUGACAUAUAGUUAGCUGAUGAAACGUCACAUAGCUAGAUGACAUCACAUAGUAAGCUGAUGAAUCCUAUAGGUAGCUAAUAACAUUGCUACAAAUAUUUAUUCUGAGGAUAUUUGAAGUCGACAAGUAGCAGAAAAAAUCAUCUUAUUUUUUAUUUUAAUGUUGUUCACCCUUUCUCGAUUUCAUAUUUUGCUUUUUGACAUUCUGGAAUCAUUGUAUCCCAAAAUGAAAGACGAACAAGAUAGCAGUUACCUUGUGCUGGCUGAGGAAGAAUAAGGAUUCCUGAUGGAGCAAGGACUAUUGAAUAAUGAAUGAGAUUUAUCGAUACAGACUUACAUUGUGUUUACAUUUACUGGGAUGAGUAACUGAGAGAAAUAAAACACCUACAACAUGGAUAAUAAUAAUUCGGUCAGUGUUAGUGAAAUCUAAACAGCAUGGCUACCUUGGGAGAAAGCUUUGGUUUAUGCAAUCUCGAAACAGAGUUGAUUGGCGUGGAAAAGCAUGGAAAAGAUGAUCACAUAAUUUUAACGUUAGAGAGUAAAGAAGUUAUGGUUUAUAAUAUUCGGGAAAAAAAGGUCGUUCAUAGUUGGUGCCUUGAAGGUGCAGAGAAAUUCACAUGCCCUGUUGUUCAUGAUGAUGGGAUGUUCUAUGCCAUAAAGAAUGAGAAAUGGCUGCUUAUGUGGGAAGAUAGUUUAUCUGAGCUAUGUCAGAGCAGUAUGCUUAAAUUACCACGAGCAGCAGUUAAGAUUCAAGCAUGCAAGUGCAGCAAGUUUCAACAUGAACCAGUUAUUAUCUUUAAAGACAACGAGGCUUUGCCAUUCUCCAAAGUGGGAAAUGAACAAAUAAGGAAGUCAUCAAAGACGACAGAAAGCUUAUUGUGGUGCGACUUGCACAAACGAAGUGAUGGAAAUAUUUGGUUUACGAAGUUAUUAACCUCCAAGGACAACAGGAAACUGACUUUGAUUAUGCAUUUGUUCAAAGAAAACAAAAUAAAUACUUAUAAUCUUGAAAAAAUUGAUGAUUCAGAGUUAAUAGAUUGGGCUGUGGUUGAAGAUGAAUCAUUGUAUUUCAUUUCUCUUUGGUCAAAUGGUAAAGUAUAUCGAAUUGAUGUUCCUGGGGUUUCCCCACAGGAUGAAAGGAAUAGUGAAUUGUCUUUUGAGGAAUUAUUUGUUACCUUUCAAAUUUCACAAUUUCAGCAAUUUCUGGCUAAUUUAACUACCGUGAAAUCUUCCUUUGUGUGUGUAGCAGGCUUCUUUAAUCGGGAUCUACAGAACUGUAAAGUCUAUGAUUGUAUUACUGUUUGGGACACAAAGUUCAACACCUUGCACUGUGAAAAACCAUUUCCUGAGUGUUUAAAGGCUACACUUCCAUCCAGAUUAUUUUUGCAGUCAACGUCAAGUUUCAUAAUUAUAGCCAGCGAUACCAGUGUGUCAGCGAUCCCAUUCAGUGCGGAAAAGUCGACAUUAAAAAGCUCCUUGGGCAUACUGGAAGAGAAUAAUAAAAAGCCACAGUUUUUGACGACUCCUUCGCUUUUUCAUCCAUCGAAAUCGAUCGAGGAAUGGAAACGGGAUGUUUUACGCAUCGACGAAACUGAAAAUGAAAUUUUAUGUAAACUAUUGGAUGGUAAAAAGACAAAUACAGCAAAGAAGCUUCUUUUGGAAUUGAAAAAAACUACAGAAAAAUGUUCUACAUCAAAUGAAACCGUCUCCCAAUUUCUCGUAACGUCCGUGUUUGAAAGAUGUGCGAACGAGAAAGAAAUGUGGACUCCUGAUAUCGGAAAUUUAAUAUUGAACACUGCUGUUCUUCCUUCAAGAUAUUUUUCUCAGUUCCUAUCGUUGGUCAUGGAAAAAAACGAUAUGCUUUUAUUUCGAAAUUGUCUUUGUACUUUAAAAGGAAUACCCGAAUCAUGCCUAGUUGAAUGUCUGAAGUUUAUCUUAAGAUAUGAUGACGUAAUGUUUUCAUCACCAGCGUUUGUCCCCGAUGUCUGGGUUGAGACCAGUCCGCCAUGUCCGUUGUCCAAAGCCAAAAUGAUAUCGCUUGUACUAUCACAUCCAAUCAACGAUGCCUUUUUACAAUCCAGUCUAAGGAAACUCAACUUUGAUGACGUAAUGAUUUUAUUGCAAUUUUUAUUACAUAUUAUGAAGUGCUGGUCGCCAUUAUUAAAUGAUGUGCUUUGUUUCCAAGAAUCUCUUCAUAAACCGACUUACUCCAAGAUUCUUGACUGGUCUGCUUUGAUAUUAAACGCUCAUUUUACACAAAUGAUUCUCGUACCCGACUCGCAAACUCUUCUAAUCAACUUCCACAAAAUCGUUGGAGAACAGAUCAUUUCGCUUGAACAUUUGGAGCAACUCGAUGGAUAUUUAACUCAUUUCAAAGAUCACGAAUCACUUCCAUAUAAUAACCGAAUGUCGUCAUAUAGUAUUGAACAGAUGGAAUUGUAGAAAGCAGUUUUUCUUUAAUCGUGCGAUUAUUAUGAGUUAAAUUAUUUACGCUUGAAAUAUUUGUUUCAUCCUUCUUUUCGUAUUCAUUAAAUAAAUGUUCACAUUAA